This is a messenger RNA of Cottoperca gobio, 1538 nucleotides long. RefSeq names its product myeloid leukemia factor 2-like. The record is from RefSeq and is a predicted model, not a curated record. Lineage: Eukaryota; Metazoa; Chordata; Actinopteri; Perciformes; Bovichtidae.
UAACUUCAUAGCAGUGUUGCUUCUCUUUGUCAGAGGACUGACUUCCGUUUUCAUGUUUGGUCCAGGUUUCUGGAAUUUACUAUCUCCUGAGCCUCUGAUCCAUCCCUCGCUUUGAGAAACGGUAGUUGUGAAUCAGUGUUUUGGAGACGGAGCUGACAAAAGGAGCUUCAUUUCAGCCUGUGGAGAGUUAGCGUCCGUCAUUCUGUUUCAUCCUUGAACAACACGACUGUUUACCUAGCUAGCUGGCUAGCAUCAGCCAGCUGAGUUAAAUCACCUAGCAUGUUUCGGUUCUUGAAUGACGUUGAUGACGACCCCUACAUGAUGGAUCCAUUUGCAGCUCACAGGCAGCAGAUGAGGCUGAUGUUCGGACCAUUUGGCAUGGACCCCUUUGCUCUCGCCCCCCAGAUACAACCGCCCCGCGCACCACGCAGACAGGCUGGUGCACUGACCCCCUUCGGCAUGAUGGGAAUGGGUGGUGGUGGUGGUGGUGGAGGGUUCAUGGAUAUGUUUGGCAUGAUGGGAGAAAUGAUGGGAAACGUGGAUAGAAUGUCCGGUUCGCCGAACUGUCAGACGUUUUCCUCUUCGACAGUGAUCUCCUACUCCUCUUCAGACACGGGGCCUCCUGAGGUUUACCAACAGACCAGCGCGACGAGAACGGGCCCAGGAGGGAUCCGCGAGACGCGACAGUCGAUGAGGGACAGCGAGAGCGGCCUCGAGCGUCUCGCUAUCGGCCACCACAUCGGGGAACGUGGACACGUAAUGGAGCGUUCACGAAAUCGCCGCACCGGGGACCGAGAGGAACGACAAGACUACAUUAACCUCGAUGAGACUGAUGCUGGAGCGUUUGAUGAGGAGUGGAGGAGGGAGGCAGGAAGGUACGUCCCCCCGACUGCCCGGGCGCUAGAGUACGGCCGAGAGCGACGAGGAGGAGGUCAGCAGCUGGCACUUACUGCCCCUCCCACUUCGACAAGCCCACCAAGCCCUCGGCACGAGUCCCCCAGACACCGUCAGCCCCAGACUCGCCCGCGUUACGACUGGUGAAAGGUGUCACACUUGGGCCACCAGAUGGAAGGAGUUGAGGGAAGCUUUCCCCCGAUGCUGUGAACCACGCUGAAGACGGAAGUUGGACGAUCGUCACAACUGCCCGUCGUAAAUGUUUGAUAUGACUGGACUGUCUAUUCAUGAACAACAUACACACACACGACAAAACCCCACACGCUCGAUAGUUACAUUAACAGUUCUCCUUCUCCACUGUUCCCCACACACACACACACACACACACACACACACACACACACACACAUACACCCUUGUACAAACAUGGGUAUAACUACACUCACUUUAUAUAUACUCAUUCUCAAAACUUGACAUGUGUUUUUGCCCACUGCACUAAGGUGCUACAGUAUACAGUACAUCUGCUGUACAGUCCAUUUUAUGUUUGUGAAGACACUAGUGUGUCAGUGAAUUGAAUUGUAUACUGUUAACUAAUUAAUCUAACUAAAUAAAAGUUCAUUAAACAUUGUUAGAUAAUUACAAAA